GAGCGUUCGAGCAAGCAACAAGUGUCUCAGAAAAGUCGAAGAAGAAGACGAAGAAAACAUCGUUGUCGGAACGAGAAUAAUUAAAGCAAGCGUCGGUGCUCGGUUCUUAGGCAAACACUGUGCUAUAACAAGAUAAGAAGAUUGCAAAAGAUAUUCCCAUAAAUCAAUAUUGCAUUUGUUUUGUGGCUGCUUGUGACGCGCGCAGAAACGAACCGAUUACAAAAUAUUGAAGAAAGCUCCAGCAACAAAAGACUUGCAGUUCAGAAAAGUGUGAUUCCUUCUUUAAGGAACUUUUUCGACUUUUAAAAGAUGACGGGAUCGGGAAAGGUGGCGACCAGCAAUGGCAAUCAUAGCAAUGGACACAGCAACAAGCCAGCGGACUACACAGCCCGAGAGAAUCAGACCGAUGAGGCGAAAAAAAUUCAAUGCUAUCUAACGCCCGAGGAAUUUCGGGCCGUACGCAUCAUGCAGGAGGACACGUAUCCCUACGAGGUGAUUCAGGAAAUCGCCGACUUCAUUGUGAAGGGUUCGGGCAUGAGGCCCCGAAUCGGCAUCAUUUGCGGCUCUGGAUUGGGAUCGCUGGCUGACAUCAUACAGGAUGCGAAGGUCUUCGAGUACGAGAAGAUUCCCAACUUUCCAGUGUCAACGGUCGAGGGACAUGCGGGAAAGCUGGUUGUGGGAAACCUCGAGGGUGCCUGCGUUAUGGCCAUGCAGGGACGAUUCCACUUCUACGAGGGCUAUCCGCUGGCCAAGUGCUCGAUGCCCGUGCGUGUGAUGAAGCUUUGUGGUGUGGAGUAUCUGUUCGCCACGAAUGCAGCGGGCGGCAUUAAUCCGAAGUAUAUGGUCGGCGAUAUUAUGUUGAUGCACGACCAUGUCAAUAUGCUUGGCUUUGCCGGCAAUUCGCCGCUGCAGGGACCCAAUGAUCCGCGCUUCGGUCCCCGGUUCCCCGCUCUGGUCAACUCCUACAACAAAGAUCUGAUCAACAAGGCCCUAGAGAUUGGCAAGGCGAUGGGCAUCGAGUCAAAUAUGCAUGUCGGCGUAUACUCGUGCCUGGGCGGCCCCACCUACGAGACAAUUGCCGAACUGAAGGCGCUCCGGCUCAUGGGUGUCGACGCCGUCGGCAUGUCCACCGUCCACGAGGUCAUCACGGCCCGUCACUGCGAUAUGAAGGUGUUCGCCUUCAGUCUCAUCACCAACAAGUGCUCGAUCGAAUACGAUGACAAACGGGAUCAGGAGGCCAACCACGAGGAGGUUAUGGCUGUGGCCAAGAACAGGCAGAAGGCCUGUUGUGAGCUCGUCUCCCGACUGAUACGAGAAAUUCAUGCCAUGCCGCCAUCAGGCACCCAAGCAGCCAAGACUGGAGUGUGACGAGGGGAAGAGCGUUUCGACACUUACCUACCAAUAUUCUAGUUAUUCUACAUUUAGGCACAAAGGACCCAGACCACGACCACCCUAAAUUGUACAGUACAAUAGACAACUGCUUAAAGACAUACCAAUAUAGGUUAUACGAGUAAUUAAGUUAUAAUACAAUAAAUAUGUUCUCCAACAUAAACAGAAUAUUCGA
This is a messenger RNA of Scaptodrosophila lebanonensis, 1564 nucleotides long. Its product is annotated as purine nucleoside phosphorylase. The transcript has 3 exons. Gene Ontology annotation, cellular component: cytoplasm. Gene Ontology annotation, biological process: nucleoside metabolic process. The record is from RefSeq and is a predicted model, not a curated record. NCBI's taxonomy places the organism in Eukaryota, Metazoa, Arthropoda, Insecta, Diptera, Drosophilidae. Bases 310 to 1368 code for a protein of 352 amino acids. Gene Ontology annotation, molecular function: purine-nucleoside phosphorylase activity.